Silurus meridionalis is the source of this 7878-nucleotide messenger RNA. Its product is annotated as DENN domain-containing protein 4B-like. Lineage: Eukaryota; Metazoa; Chordata; Actinopteri; Siluriformes; Siluridae. Gene Ontology annotation, molecular function: protein binding. The record is from RefSeq and is a predicted model, not a curated record. Gene Ontology annotation, biological process: regulation of Rab protein signal transduction. The coding region runs from base 547 to 5004 and encodes 1485 amino acids. The transcript is spliced from 29 exons. Gene Ontology annotation, cellular component: ESCRT I complex; cytoplasmic vesicle.
UUUUUACUCUUUAUAGGAAAAGUCCAGGCCUCUCGUGUGUACAGUGUGUGGAUGGAGUUCUCCUCCUGGCCUGCAAGUGUCGCUGUGUCGUUUCAGCGGCGCCUCCUACGGCUAGAGAGCAGCAGCGCUCUGUCGUAUUUGCCUUUUAAUAUAUUUCUGUAUUGUGUGUGUAUGAAGUUGCUGAUGGCUGAUGGCAGAGGGCUGUAGGAGCUGUGCGGACUCAGAGCUCAAGCGGAAAUCAACGACAAAGAAACCACAGCGGAUUUAUUUCUAGCUCUAAAAGCUCGUUGGCUGAAGGAAAGUGAAUGUGUCGGUGAGCGGCUCGUCCUCGCAGCUGAGCGGAGAUCAGCCUGUAUUGUGUUGUGGUGUGUGUGUGUGUGUGUGUGUGUGUGUGUGUGUGUGUGUGUGUGUGUGUGUUGUUGAUCGGUGUUCUGAGCGGCCGAAUGGACGAGCCAGGCUUUAAUAUGACCUAAGCGUCUUCUCUCCGGAGAUGUCACUUAACACCGCGCUGUGUCUGCUCCCAGCACAGGUCAAGUGAUAGGCGGUAUGACUGAGGAGAAAUGUCCUCAGUUGGUGGAUUAUUUUGUGGUGGCGGGGCUGGCGGGUGAAUCGGCUCCACCAGACGAUGAAUGCCAGCAGAGAGGCGGCCGUGGUGUAGAGCCCAUCAGCGAUCUGGCUGUGAUCGCCCGUGGCCUUGGAGAAGAGGUGCCUGAAGGUUUCACAUGCAUCGAGAAGACACUGGGGGGCCAUCCAGCUGAGCUCAGCGCCAGCUUCAUCAACAACCCACACAUGUUCCUCUGCUACAGACGCAGCCAUGACAAACCUCCUAUUGUGGAGCUUGGUGUGCUGUUUGAAGGGAAAGAGGCAGUGAAGCAGGGUUGGUAUGUGAUUGAGACAACCCCGUACAGCCGCUGUGCCAGUCUGAGCUCAGGAGGCCCUGCCACCCAUAAGACGUUCCUCAUGUACCGGCGUGCCCCUGACUCGCAGGCCUUAAACACACUGGGGGUGACUGAUAUCUCGAUACUCAUGCCCAGUAAGGGAGAAGUGGCACCACACACCUUCUGCAAAGUUGACAAGAACCUGAACACUGGAAUGUGGGGCCCGGCUCUGUACCUGUGCUAUAAGCGGGCUGUCGCAAAAGCCAACGCCCUUGUGUAUGAGGCAGGGCUGAUCAGUCGUUACCCCGAGCAGGAUCUUGAGUCGUUUGCAUUGCCGGACUCAGUCCCUGUCUUCUGUCUGCCCAUGGGCGUCACUGUAGAGAGCUGGCCACUUAAUACUAAGUACCAACUCCCUGUCUUCUCCACCUUUGUUCUCACCGCUGCGUCUGGAGAUAAGGUUUAUGGAGCUGCUAUCCAGUUCUAUGAGGCGUACCCACGGGAGGCUCUGUCUGAAAGGCAGCAGGUGCGGCUUGGGCUGGUCAGUGUAGUAGACCGUCGACCCAUCACCAACCGCAUGGUGCAGGUGAAGAAGAGCGUGUGUGUGCUUUCGCACUGGCCGUUCUUCACCGUCUUCCAGAAGUUUCUCACUUUCAUCUAUCGCUAUUCCAUCUCUGGACCUCAUGUACUGCCCAUUGAGAAGCAUAUCUCCAGUUUCAUGCACAACGUGCCCUUCCCUUCACCGCAGCGACCGCGCAUUCUAGUACAGCUGUCUCCAUAUGAUAACCUCCUACUGUGCCAGCCAGUGUCCUCACCCUUACCACUGAGCGGUGCCAGCUUUGUAAAACUUCUACAGAAUCUGGGGCCGGAGAACGCAUGUACCCUGCUGUUGGCUGUUCUCAUUGAGCACAAGCUGCUGCUACAUUCCCUCCGGCCAGAUGUGUUGACCUCCGUCAGUGAAGCCCUGGUGUCGAUGACAUUUCCUUUGCGUUGGCCCUGUCCUUACAUCCCAUUAUGCCCGCUACGGUGUGCAGAUGUGCUAUGUGCCCCAAUGCCCUUCAUCGUGGGUGUUCACUCCAGCUAUUUUGACCUGUACGACCCUCCUUCAGAUGUGGUGUGUGUGGACCUUGACACCAACACUAUUUUCCAAUCAGAAGACAAGAAACCCUUUUCGUGGAAAUCUUUACCCAGGAAACAUGCAAAAAUCCUACUCAACUCACUCACCCACCUGCACAAAACGUUGGAGAAAAUCUGUACCCCUGGUCAAGAGGAGGCCACUCUGGAGUUCUUGCUGACAGAUUACGAUCUGAUCUAUGGACGGCAAAAGCAGCUCGAGCUGGAGAUCCAGGAGGCCUUUUUGCGCUUUAUGAGCUGCCUUCUAAAAGGCUACCGCUCCUACCUCCUGCCCAUUACCCAGGCCCCCUCGGAUAGAACCACUGACUGCAGCUCCCUUUUCAAUUUGCAAGGUUUUUUAAAGUCUCGAGAUCGGACACAGCAGAAGUUUUAUUCGCUCCUCACCAAGACUCAGAUGUUCACACAGUUUAUAGAGGAGUGCUCCUUUGUCAGUGACCGACAUGCAUGCCUUGAAUUCUUUGACGAGUGUGUUCAAAAGGUGGAUGUGGAGAAGCCUGAGGAGGUGAGGCUGAUAGAUCUUGAUGAGACUCACAGCGGAGAGCACACAGUGUUUAUUAUGCCGCCAGAGGAGCCACAAGAAGCUGACGGCUCUGAAUGCCCUGCACUCUACAGCUACGAGACGUUUCCUUUGUUGCAUCCCGAGUUCUUUGACCGGCCUCUGGAUCAGCUCCGUAUCACGGCAAAGGGAAGUGCCCCCAACAGCCCCGCCCCUCGCCGAACCAAACAGGAGAUCAAGCUGGCACAGAAAUGUGCGCAGAAAUACUCUGCAGUACCAGACAUGUGGUCUAAGUGUCUGCUGGGUCACUGUUAUGGUCUGUGGUUCAUAUACCUGCCCACCUUUGUCCGGGCUGAGAGCACCAAGGUGCGGGCACUGCACACUGCCUACGAGGUGCUCAAACACAUGGAGACACGGAAGGUAGUGCUUCCUGACGAGGUGUGCUACAGGAUCUUAAUGCAGCUUUGUGGGCAGUACGGGCAGCCUGUGCUUGCUGUCCGGGUCCUGCUGGAGAUGAAGAAAGCAGGAAUCAUUCCUAACACCAUCACAUAUGGCUACUACAAUAAGGCUGUGCUGGAGAGCAAGUGGCCAUCCACCAAUCAGGGAGGUCGCCUUCGAUGGGCCAAGCUUCGCAACGUCCUUUUGGCUGUGGCACAUUUCAGGCAACCAAUCAAACAGAGACAAAAGAGCGACUUCUUCAGCCCAAAUCAAGGUAACUGUACUCUUCACCCGCACUCCACUCUUAUACGCCAGACCAGCUGGAGCGGUUUGAGUGAAAGUUCAAGCCAUGAAUCCUUGACUGGUCCCAUCACUAAGAGCAACAGUCUAAGCAGUAUGCGUCCUGAUAAAUCUAAGCUAGCUAGAAAAGCAAUGCUACAAAAUAAAAGCACUGAUGACCCGGCCUCCCGCAAACCCCCCAUCAGUCCUCGGGAUAUGGCUACACCCUCCCCAGUUCCUCCUGAUGAUCGUGUUAGAGUGCGGCGCAGUGAGGUCUGCUUGUCCACCUUUUACAAAGAGUGGGCAGAGACAGAUACGGACUGCAGGUGCGAGCCAGAGAGAGAUGGCAGAUCCACAGAGCAGCGGGAAACACUGAAUCGCAAGGCAGUAGAUGAGAACUAUAAUAACGUGCUGUCCCCGAGUCGUGGCCUGGCAGGCAAACUGCAGCAGCUUCUCACACCCACACGUAAUAGAAACUCAUCACGCCGUGCAGCCAGUGUAGACGAGCGACGGCCUGCCACUAACGGUCCGUCACGCAAAUCAUCUGAACAGAGGCAGUCUCGCAAAUCACAGGUGGCCGAGACACUGCUGAAAGCCAAAGAGCGACUCUACAAUGCCACCUCUGAGAGCUCAUUGUCUGUAGGCAGUGACAUUGACCUGUCAGACCCUCCAAAUUCUGGUUUUUCACUCAGGAAGUCAUGGGAUCCUACACAGGAAGGGGUAGGGCUUGAGGUGUCUAUGUCGAGCUGUACGCUGUGCCGGAGCUGUAACUCACUGGUUUAUGAUGAAGAGAUCAUGGCAGGCUGGACAUCAGAUGACUCCAAUCUGAACUCCAGCUGCCCAUUUUGUUUGGCAUCAUUCGUACCACUGCUUAACGCAGAGAUCUGUGACGUCGGGACUGUCAGCAGCAGUCAGUAUCACUGUAACUGGAACAUAGGGGAUGAGGUGGAAAGUGCGGCGAGGCCCCCUAGUGGUCAAGAUGGCUUUCUGCAACAUCUGUAUAACGGUGUGACCGAGCAUGACUCUAGUUCAGAGACCAGCACAUACUCUGAGAACAGCAGUAAUACUCUAAGCUCAUCUUUGGGUGGUACGCCUCAGGUAACAGUGGCAUACCUGAGCCCUCUGGUCUUGCGUAAGGAGCUGGAAAGUCUUUUGGAGAACGAAGGAGAGAGCGUUCUCUCUCAGGUGCAGUUACUGGACAGCCACUCCAUCCUUUUCUGGAAUCUGGUGUGGUACUUCACUCGCCUUGGUCUCCCCAGCAAUCUGCUGCAACUGGUGCGGGCCUCUCCGCUAGCGUCACAGAUUUCACAGAGCCUCGAGAGCACUUCAGUAAGGGUGAGGUUACUGUGGGAUAUCCUGACGCCUGAUACGGAUUACUGGCCUCCACUCUAUAUGAUCUGGAGAAUGCACAGUGGAGUCCCUAUGCGUAACUAUGGUUGGCGCAGACACAACCACCCCUUCUCACUGAGCUUUCUGGAGGAAGUCCUGCGCUGUGUCGGUAUGAAUGAGGUACACAAGGCCAUCACGUUCUUCCUGGACACCAUUGGCAAGCAGCCAGGCACUCCUCGGACACAGAGGAGCUUGUACAGGGAAUUUCUGUUUCUUACAUUAGCUGCUAUGGGCAAAGACCAUGUUGCUGCUUUUGACAAAAGGUACAAGGCUGCCUGUGCCAAGCUGAGCAGCUCCAUGGGUCGAGAGGAGCUGAGGAGGAAGAGAGCUCAGCCACCCAGCGCCAAAGCUGUGGACUGCAGGCGCUGUUUCCUAGUGCCCCUGGACUGCUGAGGGUCGAAACACACUCACACAGCUGCUCCACAGCUGGGACACUCCUCUCUCUUUCAGUGACUGCCUCCUGCAAUUAUCCCUUCAAAGUCAGUCCUAAGUUGGCCUCAAGUUUCACACGUCUCCAUAAAACAGUCAGCGGAUCAAUGUUCUGAAGCCCUUUUUCUCCUGACGCACUGCAGCUUAUGCACAUGGUACUUCCUGUAGAACUCACUGGGAGAGGAGAUAGCUAUUCUCUUUCUCAAGAAUAGAUUAUCUUGUUUUUAUUUGCCUCAGUUAUUUUUUUUUCCUGAGCAGAUCUUUCUAUUUGUAGUAAAGCAGAAAUCUAGACAUUCACCGCUGAGCUGAGUCUUCUCUUUCGCCAAGUAACAAACGAGGCACCGCAGUCAUGGUUUAGUGACAUUCUGAUCUAUGCAUUGAGCAGAUCAUCGUCAUACCAGCAUCACAGUAUGUACCAUUAGUUUCACAGACAACGCCCGUCAUCCCAUUAGUCCUUAAGUGUAAACAUUCUGUAAUCCUGCCUCUGUGACGUGUAUGUGAGUUUGUGUUUGUAAUUGUAUCGUAUCAGACAGCCUCUGUUUAAAAACCAUUUAUGUUGCUCUCUCUUAUAGCCUCUCUCUAUGUUAGGUCUUGCCGACUUACUCGCUACUCGUGUUUAACUGUGCCUCUAGCGAUUAGGCUGUGAGAGAGGAACUCGCGGUCCUCUACAACACUGGGGGUAAAAAUGAAGGCUGACGGCCACUAAAGAGGAGGAACCGGUACGGACUGAGUCUGGGAUGCCGAGGGCAUUCAGCUAAAAAUAGGAGCACAGAGGUGAUGGUUAUAACUGGCAACCCAAAAAAAAAAAAAAGCACUGAAGACUGAAUGCUUGGGUACAGUGCAAUGAAGCAGAGUAUACAAAGGUUAUGGACGGUGCCCUGCUACAGACUCGUAAAAAAAAAAAAAAAAAAGACUAAAUGGAAUUUGCUUCUAUUAUUUGUUCUAUUUUGGUAUUUUUUACUUGUUUGCAGUCUGAUUUAUUUGUUUUAAACACGUGUGUGGUGUGUAUGAGUUUUGCUAAUGUGUGUGGGCAGCUUUCAGUCAUCCAGAUGUUUAGAGCAAAAAAAAAAAGCCUUAGAUUUGCAUUUUUCCCUUGUUUAAAUGGACCCUUACCUCCUGUUAAACCCUAACCCAUGAGACGAUGGGCAGCACGUGCAGAAAUGCACCAAUUAAGAACACGGUUCUCCAGCUUGAAACAGUGAGAUGUCUCCACCUCCUGAAGCCGGAUCUUGCCUGACCUUGGGGUGUUAGUAGAAUGGUGGUAUACGCUAGUGAUUACACCGGUACGGUAAUUCACCCACAAAGUUCUAAAUCACCUGGCUACAGAGUGCUGCUACACCACACGCUUUUGCUUAAAGCUUUACUUUUACUGGAUAACUGAACAGCUUUGUGUGUGUCUGUUUGUUUUUGUGUGUCUGUGUGUUUGUGCUUCUUCAGCUGUUUCUGCCUUUUUGUGAAAUGCUCCAAGAGGCACAUACACACCCAGUUCGCUCCCCAGCACUGUGUAGGACUGUCAAUUCUAUCUAUCGUACUCGCACAACCACUCAGUAAUACCCAGAGAUACAAACAUUAUUGUUAAAUCCAUUCAACACAGACAGACUGAACUACAGAUCAUUUAAUAUCAGCAGAAGUGUUAAACUGACUCCAUGAUCACUCUGAACAGUGACACUUUUGAACUGGAUUUGAAUGAGCGCGAAUCCUCCUCCCUGAUGGCCUUAUUAUAGCUUCUUUCACACUUUUUGGAGGGCUGUCAUGGUGCCAGUGCUUCUUUCCACAUAUAAACAUUCAUCUCUACUGCUGAUCUAAAAGCAGCUGGUCGAUGUAAUGUUUCAAACGAACAAAGUGCUUAGGUACCUGGUAGUACAUGAGUGCCAAGGUUGUCUGAAUUCUCCAUCACUGUGGCUUCUGUCUAUUUAGCAAUAGGGUUAAUAGGAACAUCUGUAGAUAAUAUAUUUUUUUCUUCCUCAAUCUGUGCUACAAAGUUCAGCCUUAUAAUGUGACAAUGGCCUUUAAAAUGUCCUUCACGGUGUCUUUUACCUCCUCUUUUAAUUACUUGCUUUUGUUUUGUGUCUGUUCUGUAUUUUUUUGUUUUUUGUCCCUCAAGCUGUCUGUGGUAUCGUUUAUAAUUCAACUCUUAUGUGUCUUGUACGUUUCAAGCAGUGAAGCACAUAUAUGUUCCUGUGUGAGGCAAGUCACCUUAUAAUGAGCGAUAUAGUUUGUGAACGAGUCAUUACAAAGGUGGAAAGCUGUGAUUAAUAGAACUAUAAUCAUUUCAGUAUGAAAAGGUCAUGAUAGUAGCAAUAUGUUAUGUAAUGUUAGUCAUAGGACAGAAAUCUAACACUGACAUUACUGUUUGAAAUUAGCUACAGGUAAAAAAAACAAAAAGGGGGGGGGGGGGGUGUAAACAAGUUAACAGUAUGUUCCUGGUUAGGAAUGAAGUCCUCUUUCUUGCCCAUUUGUUGUGCUGUGUUGUAUAAUGAUGACCAGCAGGGGACAGCAUGCCAAAGGGAGAAAAUAAGGUCUGCAGUGAUUUCACUGUAUUUUAAUGCAUCUGACUGCAACAUGAGGAAAUCAGAGUUAGGACAGUUUUUAUUUUUUAAAAAUGACGUGAAAAAGAAAUAUUUGCAGAGCUAUAUUUAAGAUGUUUUGUGUUUGCUGUAGUAAUUUAUAUAGAUGUGAGUUCUGUUGUGAAUUGUUUUUCUAUGUUUAAAAAGAAAACACCUUGUGGGUGUGUUUCGUUUGAUUUGAUUGUGGAAAUGGUGGAUUGGUUUGGCCAUGGUGUAACAGCAUCCAAAAUGUGACCUGACAACAUUAAAGUCCCUCGGAAAUGACUGUAAA